Messenger RNA from Macrobrachium nipponense, 5430 nucleotides. RefSeq names its product dnaJ homolog subfamily C member 22-like (gene wus). The record is from RefSeq and is a predicted model, not a curated record. The transcript has 8 exons. NCBI's taxonomy places the organism in Eukaryota, Metazoa, Arthropoda, Malacostraca, Decapoda, Palaemonidae. Gene Ontology annotation, cellular component: membrane. The coding region runs from base 149 to 1312 and encodes 387 amino acids.
UCUUUCUAGAAGCGAAUAACCUGUCAGUCGCAGUCACUGACCCUUACUGUCAAAAUACGGUACGGUACCGUUAGCGUGUUUAUUGUUUAUGUGCAAAUAGUUGUUAGAUCGUCAACGAGUUAUUGACUGGAAGUUUAUUGCAUCACAUAUGCCUCAGACGACUGAAUUUGAAGUCGUAAACCCAACGGGUUACAUAGCUGGAGGCGAUUUAGAUUUCAAGAAGAGGCCAAGACCAAGAGGAAGAAGAGAAAUGGAAAAAAGUCUUUGUAUUGCAUACCUUGCAUGGCUCUUUGGUGGAUGGCUUGGACUGCAUCAUUUUUACCUAAGACGUGAUAGACAGGCCUUCACUUGGUUUUGCACUCUUGGAGGUUACUUUGGAGUAGGGUGGAUGAGAGACUUCUUCCGUUUACCGUCCUAUGUGAAAGAUGUGAAUAAUGAUGAUAAAUAUGCUGCAGAUCUUGCGCAGCUGAUGCUUCAUCGUUCAAAGCCUCCUUUCAGUCCAGCAAGAUUUACCGGGCAGAUUCUAGUGGCAAAUUCGUGGAGUUACCUUAUAGCUGCUGCAGUGCCAACAGAAGAAAUUUUUGGCUACUCAAUAUUAUGGCUUAUAUACUUAGCUCCAAUUGGCACAGCACUAGCUGUGUGGAACAUUGGAAAUAUUGGUCGGGAGCAAGGUAGCUUGAAGUCUGCUAUGGUAGGAGCUUUCUUAGUGUUCCCAGCUUCUUUGUUUUAUCCUCCUCUGGCAAACUGGAGUGCUGUAUCAUCCACCCUUAUUUUUAAUCAGUGGGGAAAAAAAUGGAGAAGACAUCCAUAUUCCAAGAAUUCUGUUUGUAGGCGUCUGCUGGUUUUAGGAUUAUGCGGCUCUGUCUUCUUUGGACUGUGGUUUUCCUUUUUGUACUUCAAUGCCACAGUAACAGAUAAAACUGGCGAGAGAAUUAAACUACGUGAUGCAGCUGAGAACUUCCUCAAUUCUCCCAUGUUUUUGGAGUUCAAGAAGAAUAUGAAGGAACUCUACAACAGUAUAAUGGAAGAUGGUUGGCAAAAUGCAUGGUCUAACUUUGUUGAACUGUUGGACCCACUUGGUGAAAGACACGCUUUAAAAAUAUUAGGGCUAGAGAGUGGGGCCUCUCAGGAAAAUAUCACUUCAGCUUAUCGAAAACUGGCUCGAGAAUGGCAUCCUGAUAGACAUCCUCCUGAUAGGAAAGAAUCAGCAAGUGCCAAGUUUAUGGAAAUACAAGAAGCUUAUGACAAGCUUUCUACCAUCAAGAACCGUAGGCUAAGAAAAAACAAGUUAUCUGAUGCCGAUCAAAUCUGAGAAAACUAUAUGACUCAGAAUGUAUAGUGCUUAACCGUUAUGACUUGGUGUCAUCCAUGAGUAAGAGAAGUUAGAGCUGAAUAAAUGUUAUAGUACCACAGUUUUUUGAAGUGUGUUGAGCUACAGUAUAUGGGCUUUGGUGUGGUUUAUAAUAGUGAAAUAUUUUUAUAAGACUAGGAGAAUUUUUUUUUAAUUUUAUACUUUUUCUGACCUGGUCUGUGGUGAGCUUUGACCAUGUUGCAUUACUAAUUGCACACAAAAUGAAGUAGAAUGAUAUGUAAUUGAAAAAGUAGUGCUGAUAUUUUCUUGGUAAAGUAGUGAAAAUACUUACAGAAUACAUACCUUGUUAUGUGUGCAAUGAACAGAUCAUACAGCAUUUUGCAUUACCAUAAUAAUAAAGUUUCCAGUUUAGAUUUAUAUAAUUAAUUCUUCAUAUCCUGAGCAUUGGAAGUGUCAAUUUUUAAGUUUUAAACUAAGGUAAUUUUUGUUAUUAAGAUAUGGUUUAUCCUUGUGGGUCACCUAUGUUGGGGAUUCAUACUACAUUGCUGGUUGUGAAUGAGCAGCUUGUUUAGAAAUUGACAGUGGGUAUGUUGAGUGAAAUAAUUGAAAUGCAUGGUUAUUGAAUGCCAGUUAGUCUUAAGUUACUGUAUAAAUUGAGUCCCUAGUGGUUGUGAAUUAUUUCUAUUGUACUGGACUCAAAAAGAAUUGUGUACUUACUGCAGCUUGAUGGCUAACUAUUGAGUUUUGUUGUCUGAGGCUGUAGUUGAGAAAUAGAUUACUUUUUGCAGCCAAUGCCAAAAUGGUUAUGUAGAGGUAAAGAGUAUUGAUUUCUUAAAUGUAUUUAUUUUAAAAUUUGUUAGGGUAUUUAAAAGCAGGAUUGUGACAUGAGAGACAGUUUCAUGUGGUGCUUAUAUGGAAUACAUAUCUAUCUAUUCCAAGAUUUAUGGAAUGGUUUUACAAUCAUGGCAGUAAUGUGGCUAUUAUGGCUGUUUAAGUCAACUUAGCUGACACCAGUUGUAAAUCUAAUGCUAAACUUCUGCUAAUAGAAGGAUAAGUUUCUCAAUACUGUGUAUUUGGUUUUAUAGGCUCAGUUAGCAAACAGAUGUAUGAAUUGCAUUACCAUACAAAUUUAAAGUUAGAUGUUUUGCCUAAAUUUAAAAGGCCUAGGAAGAGGUUUAUGAAUACUUGUAGCAUGCUUGCUCUCUCUGUUGAAAUUCUGCAGAGAGAGUGAAUUAUAGUAGUAUAUUUUAUGGCAUAAAGGACACACACACAGAUAAAUAAGACUACUAUCCCAUUUUACUAAGGAAUUGUUUAGGCAAUUAAAUCUACUGUAGAAGCCAAAUGCUUAGAUUUACUUGAGCUUUCAUUUUCAGGAUUGUUUAUUGUAAAUUAUAUCAUUUUUACAUGGAAAUGUUUUCCAGGUUUUGAUAUUUUUACCUUGUUUUUAAAACCAAAUCAAUGCAAUUUGCAUAAUGUUAUCCAAUAUUAAGUGUAUCUAGUAGGUGUUGGGUGAAAAAAACAAUAUUUACAUUACUUCCUUAUGUUCUAUAAUCUUGAAAAUUAGAAAUUUAAACUUCUAUGUGGCAAUUAAAGGGAAUUCAUAUGCCACAUUUUGUAUUGGUGUGAUAAGUUGAAGGUUUCAGUUGCAGUGUAUGUUUGGUAAAUACUAAUGGGAAAGUAUACGAUAAAAAUAUUUAAGUAGCUUAACCAGAAUAAUAAGCUAAUUUAUAAAGCACUCGCAGGGCCAACCUGGCCAUAGAUUUGAGGCACGACUGGCUUCUUCACUGAUAUUAUAUUGAUUUCAUCGUUAUCUGAAAGAAUAAGUUGAACUUUGCAAAAAAUCUGUUUAUGCUAGUUAGGUAUGAUAAUUUUAGAAUAGUAUCUAAAUAAAACAUUCAUGUUUAUCUGUUAUAUUGAUUCGAGUUGGGAUGCAACAAAUUUAGGUGUCUGCCUUUUGCAUUCAAUAUACGUACUGGGUUAUUAUUAUUAGAAUUUUUUUACAUGUGUCCUGUAUGCCAUGUUCUAGACUACGGAAAUUGCAUACUGAUCUGAAAAUUAAUAGAAUUUAUGUUUAAAUGUCAUCUACUUAAAGGAAAAUUUACAUCCUGUCUAUUAUUGGGCAUUUUUCAGGGGCAUCAUGUGUUUAGGUAGAGGACAUUACAGUUUUUUGUACAAUGUACCUACUUUUUAUGUGUUUGUGUGACAAUUAAGACUUUGAAAAGAAAGAACCAUAUUCAUGAUUUUGCUCUGACAUAUACGCCAUUAUUUCUUGAAUGCAUCAACUUCAUAUUUUUGGAGUUGAGUACUGUGUAAUGAAUUUUGUCUGUAAAUAUAGUAAUGGAGAAGUGCCUUUUUUGUAUUUUGGUAAUUUAUGCCCUUAGGGAACACUAGACUUACUAGCAGUUUAACCUUAAGUAAACACAUUAAAUUUGUAAAGUAAUACGCACACGUAAAUUGUGAAGUAAUACGCACAGUAAAUAUAUACUCGCACAGGUGUUCACCACAUUUGUUGUAUAAUUUUGUAUACAUAGUUUUACAAGUUUCUCAGUGCUGAGCACAUAUGCCAGUAUGUGGCACAACUUUUUUCCUUAAACUUUUCUCAAAAAUAUCUAAAAAUUAGAUAUUUGAAACUGCACAAAGGAAGUGUAUGCAGUAACCAUGGCUGCUAAUGAAGUCUUUAUAAGGAAUUUGUUGUAGGGAUUUCCAGUGAAAUCAAAUAUUACCGAAAAGUGGUGUCUAGAUUCUAUGUUGAUUAUAUUGAGGUUUUUGUUUGAUGGUCCUUAUGUAAAACUCCAAUUUAACAUUCAUUUGUGUUAUGAAACCUAUGGAUGAUCCAUACAGCGCUUACUUUAUGAAAUUACAAUUUUAAGAUAAGGUUAACCUUGUUGCUCUUGCCAUAGAAUUCUCUUAUUUUAAUGUAUGGUAAUUAAUAAGAUUAUCUGGGUCCAGAAUUAAAUUGUGCAGAUGUUACCUGAGUGCAAUCUUGACAUUCCAUUUCUUAGUCUAAUAUGAAUGAAUAUUACGUUGAAAACGAAGGAUUUACUACUUUUCAUGUUCAUAAGAUGUUCUCUAAUAUAAUUGUCCAGAAAUAUUCAGGCAGUUAACCUAAAAGGACAAAGUAAGCUGCCAGUUUUAUUAUUUCAAGGCUUCAUGAGUGUGUUUCUAUUUAAGUGUCCGUACAUCAAGCUGGUCUUAUUCAAAUAUGUAUGUAUGCAUUGUUAGUCUGUUAAAGAAACUAUCCAUGUGAUAUUUUACCAGUUCCAGUUUAGGUAUGAAGAGCAAUCUUGAGUAAUUAAGAGUAGUACAUACUAUUAUUACCAGUAGUUUAAGGAAGGAGUAAUGGGAGGGUUGCAGAACAUUUACAACCCCUGGAACAUUUUUUAUGAUGAGCUGUUUUUUUUUUUUUUUUUCUUUCUAUGAAAAAUCUUGCUGUGUACAUGGAUUUGAAAAACGUUUAUUUGUGCUUUUAUCUCAAGAAUGUUUGCCAUUUAUUUUCUAUUUAGUUUUGGGCAUGAUUUUUGGAGGGACAAUACUCAAGAUAUUAAAUGGAACUCAAAAAGAAAAUAUUGUAAUCUGUGUUGUGGUUUUAGCUUUAAGAAUAAUACUCAGUCUCAUGCAGAGUUGAAGGAUUUUUUUUUUAUAGUUUUAGUUAGCAAGCAUAGUACUAGUGUACAUCUUUAUUGCAAAUAUAAUGAAACUGAUAUUAGAAUUAACAGUAAGAUGGUCAGUCAGCCCUCAUUUUGCUGGGGGAUUUGGUUGCAGAACCCCUGCAUGAGUGAGGAAUAGUCCAGAUUCAAAACGAUACAUAAAAUACGUUCCAUGAUUUGCAUACACGUACAGUACAUAACCUAGGCAUAUUGUCUAUACAGCACAUAUUGUAUUUAAAAUAAUUUUUAGAUUAUUUGUGCUGUAAUGUAAAUGCCAUGUAAAUACGUACAAUUAUUUUAUUGUUUAAGGAAUGAUAACCAAACAAAUAGUAUACAUGUCCAAUGCAGAUGCGUAAACAACAACCUGACAUUUUGCUUUAUUCACAUUUAAAUAUUUUUCCUAUUGGCGUGGUAGCAAGAAUUAAUUAUAGAACAGAAAAAAAUUACUAUAAGGAAUGAAUCUCUCUCUCU